Colletotrichum acutatum is the source of this 1620-nucleotide messenger RNA. Its product is annotated as SPFH domain/Band 7 family protein. NCBI's taxonomy places the organism in Eukaryota, Fungi, Ascomycota, Sordariomycetes, Glomerellales, Glomerellaceae. Gene Ontology annotation, biological process: mitochondrion organization. The transcript is spliced from 3 exons. Gene Ontology annotation, cellular component: membrane; mitochondrion. The record is from RefSeq and is a predicted model, not a curated record. The coding region runs from base 279 to 1214 and encodes 311 amino acids.
UCGAACGAACCAGGAGCUGCCUGAGGUGCUUGCCAGCUGCCGCCGCGGGCACACUCCAAAGCCGAGAGCACCGGCCAACACCAUUUUUCGAGCUCCGCCAAACGAACCGUGACGUUGAAUACUGGUCUGACAAAGCUCCACCAUCAGCUUUCCCAUUCCGAAGCUGCAGCAACCCACAGUCAAUCGACCUCAAUCGACCGCAAAACAGCACCGAUCGAAGCUCCCUUGCCCCGAGCUGAAUCCCCAUCGAACCGGCGCGCCCGCACCCGAACUUGAUCAUGUCUGGAGGAAGAAAUCCCAUGGAGGAGGCCUACGAGCGCUUCAGGGCCGUCGCUCAGCAGCAGCAGAAGCGCGGUGGCUUCGGCGGCGGCGGCAUGCCCGGCGGCCCUCGCGGCGCUGGCAUGGGACUUGCCGGUCUGGUUCUUCUGGGAGGUGCUGCAUUCGUGGCCCAGAAUGCGCUGUUCAACGUCGAUGGUGGUCACAGAGCGAUCAAGUAUCGGAGGACAACGGGUGUGAGCAAGGAGAUCUACAGCGAAGGAACCCACUUGAUUAUCCCCUGGUUCGAGACUCCCGUCACCUACGAUGUUCGCGCGAAGCCCAGAAACGUCGCCUCCCUCACCGGAACCAAGGACUUGCAGAUGGUCAACAUCACCUGCCGUGUCCUUUCCAGGCCUGAUGUCAAGGCCCUGCCUCAGAUCUACCGCACUCUCGGCACAGACUACGACGAGAGAGUGCUGCCUUCCAUCGUCAACGAGGUUCUGAAGAGUGUUGUUGCUCAGUUCAACGCUUCCCAGCUCAUUACCCAGAGAGAGAUGGUUGCCAAGUUGGUUCGCGAGAACCUCUCUCGCCGUGCCGCACGGUUCAACAUUCUGCUGGACGAUGUGUCCCUGACGCACCUUGCCUUUUCCCCUGAAUUCACAGCUGCCGUUGAGGCGAAACAGGUUGCCCAGCAAGAGGCGCAGCGCGCGGCGUUCGUUGUCGACAAGGCUCGCCAGGAGAAGCAGGCCAUGGUUGUCAAGGCUCAGGGUGAGGCUCGCUCUGCUGAGCUGAUUGGAGAUGCCAUCAAAAAGAGCAAGGCCUACGUCGAGUUGAAGAAGAUUGAGAACGCGCGCGCCAUUGCUCAACAGAUGCAGGAGUCCGGCAGCAAGAACCGCUUGUUGCUUGACUCUGAGGGCCUGGGUCUGAACGUGUUUGACGAUAGCGAGAAGAAAUAAGGCGUCGGCAUUUGGGCGCGAAUUCUCCACACUGUACUCCUACAACAUCAAAAUUUGGCAUGGCCUUGUAUAAUAAUGAAAAAAACGCCUCUGAGAGCUUUGAAAACACCUCAUCUGCAAACGUAUGAGGCUCGAGAGGGAUGGUGGAAAAUCCAUCCGUGUAUAACAAACAGAAACUCUUCGGUGUUUCCGGUACAGAACAACAGAAAAUUCCACAUCACAAUUGCCUCUCAUUACGUUGCUCAUUUGUAAAGUCCUUUAUAGUAGCAUGCUUGCUACGUUUGGAAUUUUGCUCUGUACAUUACUUUCUUGGAGAGCCGUCGAUCCAUUUGCAGCACAGGCCGUCGGAAUUGGUGGAUGCCUGCACAGCGUUAAGACGUGCCUGGGGUGGGCCCGCGCAUUUUAG